Molecule: messenger RNA, 1242 nt
Organism: Monoraphidium neglectum
Lineage: Eukaryota; Viridiplantae; Chlorophyta; Chlorophyceae; Sphaeropleales; Selenastraceae
Product: Transient receptor potential cation channel subfamily V member 6
Exons: 10
Coding region: 1-1242 (413 amino acids)
Biological process (GO): calcium ion import across plasma membrane
Cellular component (GO): membrane
Molecular function (GO): monoatomic ion channel activity; protein binding
Source: RefSeq, a predicted model, not a curated record
AUGAGGGCGAGCAGCGAGCGUGCCAGCAAGGAUGGCGGAGACCUGGGACAUGAGCGGUCGCGCGCCCCUCGCGUGAUGGCUUCGGCGCCGUCGGUUGUGAUGCAAGCAGCCCUCAUGGACUCGGCGGGCACUGCAUGGCACGCGGUCAAGGUCGGCAACCUUGAGAUGAUCACCAAGCUGUUCCCGAGCCGUUCCAAUGUGUACGCGCGCGGCCCAGUGGGCGAGAACGUGCUGCACACCGCCAUGCUGCUCAACACGCCCUCCACCCUGGCCAUAGCGCGCUACUUGGUCAAACUCUACGGCCCUCCCCUGGUCAACUGCCCCUUCACGGAGCGCAAGAGUGUGCACGAUGCCCCCAGCUCGUAUGAGGGCCAGACUGCGCUGCACAUUGCCAUCGUCAACAAGGACAUUGACAUGGUGAAGUUCCUGGUGCACGCGGGGGCUGACAUCCGCGCGCGCGCCUGGGGCACGUUCUUCGGCCCCGACGGCCCCAUGCACUACGGGGAGUACCCCCUCAGCUUCGCGGCCUGCACGGGCCAGAGGGAGGUGGUGGCGCACCUCAAGAGGCACGGCGCGUCGGUCAACGGCGACAGGGACGUCCACGGCAACACUGCGCUGCACAUGUGUGUCAUCCACGGCCAGGCUGACAUGUACGACUUCCUGAUAGAGUACUGCGCAGCCAGUGAUGCGGUGCGCAACUACGCGGGCCUCACUCCCCUGGUACUGGCGGCGCAGCUGGGCCGGGUGGACAUGCUGCAGCACAUAUACAACAGGAGGAGGCGCGCAUUCUACACGUUUGGCAAGAUCACGUCCUACAGCCUGGCCCUGCGUGAGAUUGACACCGUGCAGGACGAGGAGGAGUACGUCCCCAACGCACUGGAGGUGGUCCUCCGCAAGGGCCACCUCGACAUGCUGGAGGAGCCGCUGAUAUCAACACUGCUGCAGCACAAGUGGGGGGCCUUCGCACGCACCCAGUUCCUUCUCCACCUGCUGGGCUACCUGCUGCUGGAGGUCAGCCAGACGGUGCUCAUCUGGCUCAUAUCCACGCGCGAGCUGUGGAACGGGGCCGAGAGGGCGAGCCAGGAGUACGUGGGCCUCACCCUGGCCAUCAUUAUGGCCGGCUGUGAGCUGCUGGACUACGUGGACUGGUCCAGGGAGUGCUACCACCGCCGCCUCACAACAUACCAGCCACCACCCUACCAGCCGCCACUCUACCCCAUACCCGGUGCGCUGCGCCGCUGA